Messenger RNA from Rhizopus microsporus ATCC 52813, 744 nucleotides. RefSeq lists its product as uncharacterized. The transcript has a single exon. The record is from RefSeq and is a predicted model, not a curated record. The coding region runs from base 64 to 549 and encodes 161 amino acids. Lineage: Eukaryota; Fungi; Mucoromycota; Mucoromycetes; Mucorales; Rhizopodaceae.
GGCCUUUCUUUUUUUUAUCCUUUCUUUCCUCCCCUACAGUUGCGCGCGCACAGACAAAUACCCAUGUUUGCUGAGCCAAUAACAUUUCCUUCUGCAACCAACAUUUCUAAACUAUCAGCAAGUCCGACAACAAAGAUUCCUGAGGCUACAGAUUGGAUACUACAAGACUUUUACAACACAGUAACACUAUCUAAAGAAUCACCAAGUUUGUUGACAGAUGCACUCAUCAUAGCCGUCAAGACAACAGCUUGGGAUGAUGUCUCUUUGCCGGAUUUAGAAGAAGAGAGUGGCGAAGAAGAAGAAGCCGAUGAUGACGAAAAACAAGCCGAGGAAAGGGCGCAAGAGGAAGUGCUGAACGAGACUAUCGACCAGAUUAAGCCAAACACGACAUCAUGUACAACCAAUAUGCCAUCCCGACCAAAUAGUGUAAAGAAAAAAGAAUCCAACUUGUCCCUUAGUUCACUAAAGUCGGGCUUAAUGAGCAUGUUUUACAAACCAAAAACAAUAGCCAAGUCGACAAAAUUCUUUAAACGAGUGUUCAAACGAUAACUUUGUACAUAUAUCAAGGAAAACCUUUCUUCUUCUUCUUCUAAUGUUUGUUGUUGAUCAAUAAUAAUAAUAAAGGUUCUCAUAUAAAUUACUUAUAUAUUUGACAGCAUGACGACCUCAUGGUUCAUGUUGUACAUGUACUAAACUGAUCCCACACAAGUGCUCUAGGUUACUUGUUCCCAUGACAACUUUUUU